Messenger RNA from Diospyros lotus (date-plum), 1609 nucleotides. RefSeq names its product ammonium transporter 2 member 4-like. Gene Ontology annotation, molecular function: ammonium channel activity. The transcript has 3 exons. NCBI's taxonomy places the organism in Eukaryota, Viridiplantae, Streptophyta, Magnoliopsida, Ericales, Ebenaceae. The record is from RefSeq and is a predicted model, not a curated record. The coding region runs from base 47 to 1477 and encodes 476 amino acids. Gene Ontology annotation, cellular component: plasma membrane. Gene Ontology annotation, biological process: ammonium transmembrane transport.
AUUAAUUAAGAGAGAGAGAUAAGAUCAUUCAAUAUUCAAUUCUAGGAUGGAGCUUCCGAAGAACCUGCUGCCGGACGAGGCGAGCCCGGAGUGGAUGAACAAGGGCGACAACGCCUGGCAGCUCACGGCGGCGACGCUUGUCGGCCUGCAGAGCAUUCCGGGCCUAAUGCUCCUCUACGGCGGCAUGGUCAAGAAGAAAUGGGCCCUCAACUCCGCCUUCAUGGCCCUCUACGCCUUCGCCGCCGUCCUCGUCUGCUGGGUCGGCUGGGCCUUCCGCAUGUCCUUCGGCGACAAGCUCACCGCCUUCUGGGGCAAGCCGGCGGUAGCACUGGACGACAGGUUCCUGCUGGAGAAGGCGUUCCUGGGGUACUUUCCCACGGCCACGAUGGUGCUGUUUCAGUCGGUGUUCGCCGGGAUCACGCUGAUUCUGGUCGCCGGUGCGCUGCUGGGGAGAAUGAACUUUCGGGCAUGGAUGCUGUUUGUGCCGCUGUGGCUUACUUUUUCGUACACUGUGGGAGCGUACAGCGUGUGGAACCCAGAUGGCUGGCUGACCAAGCUCGGAGUUAUCGACUUCGCUGGCGGCUAUGUCAUCCAUCUCUCCUCCGGCGUCGCCGGGCUCACUGCAGCCUUCUGGGUGGGACCCAGAUCGGACAAGGACAGGGAGAGGUUCCCGCCGAACAACGUUCUGGUGACCCUUGCCGGCGCCGGUCUGCUGUGGAUGGGGUGGAGCGGAUUCAACGGCGGAGCUCCGUACGCCGCCAGCACCGUCGCCUCGCUUGCCGCUCUCAACACCCACGUCUGCACCGCCACCAGUUUGCUCACCUGGCUCGCCCUCGACACCUUCGUCUUCGGCAAGCCUUCCGUCAUCGGCGCCGUCCAGGGCAUCAUCACCGGACUCGUCUGCAUCACCCCCGGCGCCGGCGUCGUCCAAACCUGGGCCGCCAUUCUAAUGGGCAUGGCGUCGGGAAGCAUUCCAUGGUACACAAUGAUGGUGCUUCAGCCGAAGACGAGCUUGCUGAGGCGCGUAGACGACGCCAUGGGCAUGUUCCACACCCACGCCGUCGCCGGAAGCCUUGGCGGCGUUCUCACCGGAUUUCUGGCGGUGCCCAGGCUGAGCCGCCUCUUCUUCAUGGUCCCCGACUGGCAAAAAUACAUCGGCCUCGCCUACGCCCUCCAGACCGGACGCACUUCCGCCGGCUUCCGGCAGAUGGGGAUUCAGCUCGCCGGAAUCGCGUUCAUCGCGUGCCUCAACGUCGUCGCCACGAGCUUGAUAUGUUUGGUCGUAAAGUCGAUCGUCCCGCUGAGAGUGAGCGACGAGGAGCUGCAGAUCGGAGACGAGGAGAUUCACGGAGAGCAGGCGUAUGCGCUGUGGGCGGAUGGAUGGAGGUUUGCGAAUCCGAAGCGGAAUUCGGUUUAUGAUGCCGAAGAGUUCUCGUCAGUUGUGUUGAAGACUCCGAGUGAACUGCAAAUGGUGUGAUCUCCGGCCGGCGAUCAAGGAGGCUUGCAAUCAUGUCCGUAGAUCGAGCAGGGUGGUUUUAGCUUGGGUUGGGUUCUUGAUCACCUUGCAAUGUAAUCUUCCAUAUUUCAAUCGAUAGAAUAUAUAUAUAUA